This is a messenger RNA of Lipotes vexillifer (Yangtze River dolphin), 606 nucleotides long. RefSeq names its product calcitonin receptor-stimulating peptide 2-like. Lineage: Eukaryota; Metazoa; Chordata; Mammalia; Artiodactyla; Lipotidae. Gene Ontology annotation, molecular function: calcitonin receptor binding; hormone activity. Gene Ontology annotation, biological process: regulation of cytosolic calcium ion concentration; adenylate cyclase-activating G protein-coupled receptor signaling pathway. The record is from RefSeq and is a predicted model, not a curated record. Gene Ontology annotation, cellular component: extracellular region.
AUGCUGGAGCUCCCCAGGCACCACCCACAGAGCAGGGCAAAGGAAUGGCUUUGUGCGGACAGUGCGCUCACGGAUCACAUCCCUCGCCUAAUGGUCCGUGGGAAAUGGGUUCGGAACCUGGGCCAGCACAAGCGGAUGGCAAACAGGUGCAAAAGGUGCCAUGGGCUUCUGAAGGUUCCCCCCCCGUUCCUGGUCCUCAGCAUUCUGGUCCUGAACCAGGCAGGUAUGCUCCAGACAGCGCCAUUCAGGUGGGCCUUGGAGAAUGGCUUUGAUCCCGCUACACUCACCAAUAAGGAAAUGUGCCUCCUACUGGCUGCAAUGAUGAACGAUUAUGUGCAGAUGAAGGCCCAUGAGCUGAAGCAAGAGACAGGAGGGCUUCACAUCACUGCCCAGAAGAGAUCCUGUAACACUGCGACCUGUGUGCCCCAUAAGAUGGCGGGCUGGUUGAGCAGGUCUGAGAGUGUGGUUAAGAACAACUUCACGCCCACCAACGUGGGCUCCAAAGCCUUUGGCUGGCACCGCAGUGACCUUCGCCUGAGCAGUGAAAUGACUCCAGGAAGAAAGGUCACCAAGGAGCUGAACUCCAUUUCUUUUAAUUUGCAAUGA